Eruca vesicaria subsp. sativa (arugula) is the source of this 1458-nucleotide messenger RNA. The record is from the annotation of a GenBank genome assembly. NCBI's taxonomy places the organism in Eukaryota, Viridiplantae, Streptophyta, Magnoliopsida, Brassicales, Brassicaceae.
UUCACUCUCUUAUUACAUUAUUGCAGCAGCAGCAGCCACUCUCGUUGUCUCCACUUUCUCUCGCUAAACCCAUCCUCUCUCUCUUUCUCACUUGUCCAUUUUUUGUAUAUUUCGUUCUUCUCACUGGUAGGUGCAUGGAUUUGUGAGUGAAAGAAAAAGAAGCUUUAAAUGGAUUGGAACUUCAAACUCAGGUCAGGUUAUUUCUCCGAAUUCGACCAAGAAUCUGUACCGGAUUUAACCCCAAUCGAUGCAUCGAUCUCGUUUGGUGGGUCACCAAGAUUGCAGCCAAAAGGAGAUUUCUCAUUUGAUCUGAAACUUGGAAGAAACAUCGGACACUCCUCAUCCUCCUCCUCUGCUUUUGGUAAUGCAGAGCAAGUGAUAAGUCUUAGUAAGUUGAAAGAGAGCGCCUCUGAGGCUUCAAGAAACUCUUCUGGUUCGUCCAAGAGGACAAGAGGGAACAACAACCAGAUCCCGAUUUGUCUGGUUGAUGGAUGUGAUUCUGAUUUUAGUAACUGUAGAGAGUAUCACAAAAGACAUAAGGUAUGUGAUGUCCAUUCAAAAACUCCUGUGGUUACAAUCAGUGGCCAUAAACAGAGGUUUUGUCAACAAUGCAGCAGGUUUCAUGCUUUGGAAGAGUUUGAUGAAGGAAAGAGAAGUUGUAGGAAACGUCUUGAUGGACACAAUCGAAGAAGACGGAAGCCUCAGCCCGACCAUAUAGGUCGUCCUGCAACUUUCUUCCAAGGUAGUAAAUUGCUGGAUUUUUCUAGCUCUCCACAUGUGUUUCCAACUACAUCUGUUGGGAGUCCGAGCUGGGGAAACGGUCUUGUAAGCGUAGCCAUGGCCAAUGGUUCAAGUUACGGGCAGAACCAGAGUUAUGCUGGUUCUUGUCCUGCAAAGACAUGCACUAUUUUCCCAACCUCGUCUUCUCCAAACAGCAGAGGGAAACACUUCCCUUUCUUGCAAGAAGAAGACAGCUCGAGAACAGCAUCCUUGUGUGAGAGAAUGACGAGUUGCAUCCAUGACUCUGAUUGUGCUCUCUCUCUUCUGUCAUCAUCUUCCUCUUCAGUCCCUCAUUUGCUUCAGGCACCACUUUCUUUGUCCCAAGAGACGGUAUUUUAUGGGUCCGGAUUGUUUGAGAAUGCGAGUGCAGUCUCUGAUGGGUCCGGUAAUGAGGCUGUGGCUCUUCCACAAACCUUCCCGUUUCACUGGGAGUAGUAGUAGUAGUAGAUAGAUAGAAUCAGAAAGAUGUGUGUAUGCUGUCUCUUUCUCUUUAAUUUUUCAAAGUUCUUUUAUAUUUUUAAAUGUUGAAUUGUGGGAGUACAAUGACAUUCAGUUAUUUAAUGGGUAGUUUGUAUUGAUCCACCAGCGAGUUAAGAGUAGAUAAACUCUUAGUGUAUAUUCUCUCUGCUCUAAACUUUUACUACCUCUGUUUCAAAAUAAUACAUAUUUUAAGCUUUU